CAGUUCUCUCUCUCUCUCUCUCUUCAGCCUCCAGAAAUGACCAACGACGCAAACGGCCAGAGCCCCCUCGACGUCGCCCAAUUGGGAGCUUCCACGUCAUUCCCCUCCGGUGACGCUCCCUCUCUCCGGUUACUCUAAAUAAACAAAAAACAAAACAAAAUUAAAUUAAUUUAAAAUAAAAUAAAAUAAAAAGCCAGGCUGCCUUUGAGAGCUAGCUAUAUUAUUUUCAGUUUCAGAUCAUCAUUUCCACGAUACGAUGUCGUUUCUAAGGCAGAGGAAGGGCAAAUUUCCCAAUCCAGAGCACCAGAACGGCGAUGGCGACGACGACGAGACGACGAAGAAGGAGAGAGAAAGUAGAGAGAGAAAGCAGAGAGAACAAGAAGAAGAAACGAGGAGGAGAAUCAGGAAGCGGUGGUCGUGCGUGGACGGUUGUUGCUGGUUCAUCGGCUGCAUAUGCUCGACGUGGUGGUUCCUGCUCUUCCUCUACAACGCAAUGCCCGCCUCGUUCCCUCAGUACGUGACGGAGGCGAUCACCGGUCCCUUGCCGGACCCGCCGGGAGUGAAGCUGAGAAAGGAGGGGCUAGUCGCCAAGCACCCGGUCGUCUUCGUUCCCGGAAUUGUCACCGGCGGCCUCGAGCUCUGGGAGGGCCACCAGUGCGCCGAUGGACUGUUCAGAAAGAGGCUUUGGGGCGGUACGUUUGGGGAAUUGUACAAGAGACCAUUAUGCUGGGUUGAGCAUAUGUCCCUGGAUAAUGAAACUGGAAUGGACCGUUCAGGUAUAAGGGUCAGACCUGUAUCUGGCCUUGUUGCAGCUGAUUACUUUGCACCCGGUUAUUUUGUUUGGGCAGUUUUAAUUGCUAAUUUGGCUCGCAUUGGAUAUGAAGAGAAAACCAUGUAUAUGGCUGCAUAUGAUUGGAGAUUAUCAUUUCAAAACACUGAGGUUAGGGACCAAACUUUGAGCAGGAUAAAAAGCAAUAUAGAACUAAUGGUAGCUACAAAUGAUGGAAAAAAAGUGGUGGUGAUUCCGCAUUCAAUGGGUGUGCUGUACUUCCUGCAUUUCAUGAAGUGGGUUGAGGCACCGGCACCAAUGGGGGGUGGGGGUGGAUCAGAUUGGUGUGCUAAGCAUAUUAAAGCUGUUAUGAACAUUGGUGGACCCUUCUUAGGUGUUCCGAAAGCAGUCUCAGGACUUUUCUCUAUUGAAGGAAAGGAUAUUGCCGUCGCCAGGGCCUUUGCACCCGGUGUCUUGGAUAAGGAUGUGUUUGGUCUUCAGACUUUACAACAUAUGAUGCGGAUGACACGUACAUGGGAUUCCACCAUGUCAAUGAUGCCAAAAGGAGGUGAUACCAUCUGGGGUGGCCUUGACUGGUCACCUGAUAAUUGUAGUACCAAGAAGAAGAACAACGGCACCUCUGCUUCGGGCCAAAAGGGGACAAGGAAUAAUGGGUCUGCUAAGGGAGUAAAUUAUGGGAAGAUGGUAUCAUUUGGGAAAGAUGUAGCCGCACUACAUUCUUCCGAGAUUGAAAGAAUCGAUUUUAGGGGUGCUGUUAAGGGUAAUAGUCUUGCAAACACAAGCAACUGCGAUGUGUGGACGGAGUACCAUGAAAUGGGUGUUGGAGGCGUCAAAGCUGUUGCAGAUUACAAAGCUUACACGGCUGGAGAGAUCUUGGAUCUGCUUCAAUUCGUUGCCCCAAAGUUGAUGGCGCGUGGAGGAGCUCAUUUUUCAUAUGGAAUUGCUGACAAUUUAGACGACCCGAAAUAUCAACACUAUAAAUACUGGUCAAACCCUUUGGAAACAAAAUUACCAAAUGCUCCGGACAUGGAGAUCUAUUCUAUGUAUGGAGUUGGCAUCCCCACUGAAAGAGCAUAUGUAUACAAGCUAACAACUCCUGCCACAGAAUGCUACAUUCCCUUUCAAAUAGAUACCUCGGCAGAGGGAGGAAGCGAGGAUACUUGUUUAAAAGGUGGAGUUAUCUUGGCUGAUGGGGAUGAAACUGUUCCCGUCCUGAGUUCAGGUUUCAUGUGUGCAAAAGCUUGGCGUGGAAAAACUCGAUUCAAUCCUUCGGGCAUCCGUACUUACGUAAGGGAGUACGAUCAUGCUCCACCAGCUACUCUCUUAGAAGGUCGGGGCACACAGAGUGGCGCUCAUGUUGAUAUUAUGGGGAACUUUGCUCUUAUUGAGGAUGUCAUAAGAGUAGCAGCCGGUGCUACUGGGGAGGAGCUGGGUGGCGAUCAAGUAUACUCUGAUAUAUUUGAAUGGUCCGAGAGGAUUGAUUUACAAUUCUGAUUUGUACAUGUCAUGGAUGAAAUUAUACUUACAGCAAUCGGAGGUUCAAUAUCAAGAUACGCGUGAUGAAUUAUUAUUCACUGCCUGAUAUAAAUGGUUGUUGUGGUGAUUAGAGCUGAGGGGCUCGCAUUUGCUCAAGCAUACAAGCCUAAGAAAUGAGAAGAGGUUGCAGAAACAAGUUGAUCAAAACUAAUGUUUGUCACCCACAUUGCAAUGCAGUCUUCAUUUGGUUUGGGAAGCACUAAAGUCCUGAAAUUUUGUUUGUCUGCCCCCCAACAGCCCAACCUUUUUACAUUUCAUAGCUAUUCGGAAUUCUUAUAUUCAAUUAAUUCAUUUUCAUUACUAAUUA
Molecule: messenger RNA, 2633 nt
Organism: Morus notabilis
Lineage: Eukaryota; Viridiplantae; Streptophyta; Magnoliopsida; Rosales; Moraceae
Product: phospholipid:diacylglycerol acyltransferase 1
Exons: 7
Coding region: 257-2284 (675 amino acids)
Biological process (GO): lipid metabolic process
Cellular component (GO): cytoplasm
Source: RefSeq, a predicted model, not a curated record